Zophobas morio is the source of this 1419-nucleotide messenger RNA. RefSeq names its product target of EGR1 protein 1-like. The record is from RefSeq and is a predicted model, not a curated record. The transcript is spliced from 12 exons. NCBI's taxonomy places the organism in Eukaryota, Metazoa, Arthropoda, Insecta, Coleoptera, Tenebrionidae. Gene Ontology annotation, cellular component: cytoplasm; Cajal body. The coding region runs from base 8 to 1381 and encodes 457 amino acids. Gene Ontology annotation, molecular function: snRNA binding; 3'-5'-RNA exonuclease activity; metal ion binding. Gene Ontology annotation, biological process: snRNA 3'-end processing.
AUUAAAAAUGGUAAACUCUGACUCGGUACGUAGGCAUAUUGUUAUUGAAUUAACAAAGAGCGCUGAAAACCAAUUUAGCUUCUUUUUGUUACAACUAGUAGCUAAGGCUUCUUUCGUAGCAGUCGAUUUAGAACUCAGUGGCCUUGGAGACUUGAAAUCUCUUAAACAUCCGAAUCUCGAAGACCGUUACCGGUUACUCUCUUUAACGGCAAAGUCCAGGGCUAUUGUUUCUCUAGGAUUAUCUUUUUUUUGUCCCUUAGAUGUUAAUGAUUUUCAAGUGUACUCUUUUAAUAUAUUAACGGCAUGCCAGGAUAGUUAUACUGUUGACCCCAGCAGUUUACAGUUCUUAGCAGAUAACGGUUUUGAUUUUAAUAAACAAAUAUCGGAAGGGCUGCUAUAUUAUUCUGGAAAUGAUCGAGAAGAAGAAAGAACUCCCUUUUUGAGGAAACUGUUUUUAGAAAUAAGUAACUCAAAUUUACGUGUUGUUUUGCAUAACGGCUUCAUUGAUCUUAUAUUUCUUUAUCAGGCUUUUUAUGCCGAUCUUCCUAGUAGCCUUGAGACCUUUGUUGCUGACGUGUCUUGCCUUUUUCGCGGCGGCAUCGCUGAUACCAAGUACAUAGCCGACUACCAAGUUAGGGAUGACGCAAGUUUUUUGGAGUAUUUAUUCUGGAAAAGAAUGAAGACCAUGGCUACCGAGAAUUUUGCCUCAGUCUCUAUUUCAAAUCUCCUUUUAGCUUCUUCAUUCGACCCUCUUAUCAAUAUCAGAAUGAACGAGAUUGACUUGUUCGAUUUAAGCCGAGCUCCACCCACACCUGUUGUCCUUUGCGCCCAAUACGCUAGCCACGGCAACUGUUCGCAUGGCCGCCACUGCCUCCUCUCCCACGACAUCAAACUUUUAUUUACAGCCGGCAACUCCGUUUCUUUAGGAGGAAGCGCCCUACAUGCCCCCAAAGCCGAAAAGCUUUCGAAGAAGCAGAAAAAAAAGAUGCGGAAAUCUUUAAAGCGUGCGAAACAAGAGUGUUUAGCUAAUGUUGCUAAGCGCUUUGCCCUCGAGGAGUCAACAGGGGAGCGCCCCCGCAGUAAUGGCUUUGCGGCCAACGCCGAGCCACGUGACGAGCUUCGCGAAAGGGCCACGCGGGAUGCUCUCUGCCCUACUGAAAGGUUCAGUCACCGGGCGGGCUUCGACGCCUUCAUGACUGGCUUUGUCUACUUUGUCGACAGUCACAUAUAUAAUGAGAAGUUAACGGCGUUUGACAAUAUGCUUUUUCUAAGCUAUAAAAAAGUCCCUCUCAAGUUGGAGAAAAGCGCGUAUGCACUGAACUCACAGGAGUUCUUGCGAAAAAGCAGGAACGUCGCUCAGCAACAAUUAUUCGGCAAGUAGACUAAUUAGCUAAUUACCAACAGACUAAGCUUUGGAAU